AUGUUCCGUCGCCCGGGUGCAGGCCGCUCCAAGGCUUCCGCAGAUACUCUUUGCCAGAAGUGCUUGAAGAGAGGACACUACAGCUACGAGUGCAAGGCGCCCGCACAGGAACGCCCGUACAAGUCUCGACCUUCUCGGACACAGCAACUACUCAACCCCAAACUGCAGCCUAAACUCACCACCGAGGUACCCGAAGACCUGCUGCGCAAGAAGGGCGUCGCCGAUGAGAUUUUGAAGAAGAAGGAAGAGGAUCGCAAGCGCGCGCGCUCACUCUCUACGUCGUCUGCCGACUCUGUCUCGACCAUCUCGACCAACCGCUCCCGUUCCCGCUCGCGAUCUCCCCCACGACACAAGCACAACGGACGAAGACAUCAUGGGGACCACGACAAAGCGCUGCGGAAGCGUAGCAGGCGCUCGGUCUCCAUGGACUCGCGCUCCUCACGCGCAUCCGACACUGCAGACAGGAACACACGGCGGCGCAUGAGCUCCUUCAGUCCUGGUGAGCGAGGCCGCCGAAGAACCAGAUCCAAGUCAAGAUCCAGGUCAGCGCGCAUGCAGAUAUCACAUGAGAAUGCCAGGGGAAGAGCGCCGCGAAGCAUGAGUGAUAACAACAGGUCGCGGAGCAGGAGUGCAAGAAGAGACAGGCGGCGACCAGCUCGACGGUCAGUCUCAAGAUCGCGGUCGGGGAGCGCAGAUCCCAUGGAUACGUCAGACGAGCGUAACCCACCAAACGGAGCACCAAGAGGCCAGCCAAGCGUCUCGCAUUCAGUACAUCGUGAGCCUUCCAGGUCACUCUCGCCAUACCAUAGCAGUCGCGAUCGCAGCCCGAGUCCCUACUCCAAGCGCAAGCCUGUACGCCGAUCGCGUAGCCCACACGAGGCAAGCAAUGGAGGACGGGCCCGUGACAGUCCGCGUGGACCGGCAAGAAACCGUUUCGACGAUCGGGCAACCGUCGCGAACAGCAGAGUUGCGCCGCCGCCAGCGCAAGCACCCCCACCCUCACAAAGAGAGCGCAGCCUGAGCCCAUACAGCAAGCGUUUGGCCUUGACCAAAGCCAUGCAGUCAGGGUAG
This is a messenger RNA of Alternaria novae-zelandiae, 1071 nucleotides long. RefSeq lists its product as uncharacterized. The coding region runs from base 1 to 1071 and encodes 356 amino acids. NCBI's taxonomy places the organism in Eukaryota, Fungi, Ascomycota, Dothideomycetes, Pleosporales, Pleosporaceae. The record is from RefSeq and is a predicted model, not a curated record. The transcript has a single exon.